Molecule: messenger RNA, 5639 nt
Organism: Salvelinus fontinalis (brook trout)
Lineage: Eukaryota; Metazoa; Chordata; Actinopteri; Salmoniformes; Salmonidae
Product: tetraspanin-18-like
Exons: 7
Coding region: 46-792 (248 amino acids)
Cellular component (GO): membrane
Source: RefSeq, a predicted model, not a curated record
GUGUUUCUGCAGGGGUCCAGGGAGGCUUCAUCACGGGGAACAGCCAUGGAGGGGGACUGUCUCAGCUGCAUCAAGUACCUCAUGUUCAUCUUCAACUUCCUCAUUUUUUUAGGAGGCUCCUUCCUGCUUGGUGUGGGUGUGUGGGUACUGGUGGACCCUAUGGGCUUCAGGGAGAUGGUAGCAGCCAACCCUCUGCUCUUCACUGGGGUCUACAUCAUCCUGGCCAUGGGGGCGAUGCUCUUCCUCCUCGGCUUCCUGGGCUGCUGCGGAGCCAUCCGGGAGAACAAGAGUCUGCUGCUCUUUUUCUUCAUGUUCAUCCUGGUCAUCUUCCUGGCAGAGUUGGCAGCAGCCAUCUUGGCCUUCAUAUUCCGGGAGCAUCUCACCAGAGAGAAGUUCACCAGAGAUCUGAAGAGACAAUACCAGGGACACAACCACACGGACGUCUUCACCUCCACCUGGAACGCCCUCAUGACCACCUUUGACUGCUGUGGGGUGAACAGCCCGGAUGACUUUGAGGAGAGCCUGUUCAGGCUCCUCAGCCCAGACAAGAUGGUUCCUGGGGUGUGUUGCCAGGGCAACGGUCACCCUGGAGAUGUGGUGGAUGACCUCAGCAGGGACGAGUGUCAGAGGGGAAGCAUGGAGCUCCUCUACAACAAGGGUUGUUACUCAGCAGUGGUGGACUAUUUUGAGACGUAUAUCUACAUGGCAGGAGCUCUGGCCAUUGUCGUCUUGACGAUUGAACUGUUUGCCAUGGUGUUUGCCAUGUGUCUGUUCAGAGGAAUCGACCAGUAACCCUGACAACACACACAACCCCCAGGAAGACACUCAACAAAGGGACACGAACUGACGAAGGAGAAGAGAGCCUGAAGAUAACCACCUGUAGAUUAUACAUCAGAUGUUAGAAGAAUAGAGACUGUAGAUUAUACAUCAGAUGUUCUGAGAAUAGAGACUGUAGAUUAUACAUCAGAUGUUAGGAGAAUAGAGACUGUAGAUUAUACAUCAGAUGUUCGGAGAAUAGAGACUGUAGAGAACCACCUGUAGAUUAUACAUCAGAUGUUCUGAGAAUAGAGACUGUAGAUUAUACAUCAGAUGUUCGGAGAAUAGAGACUGUAGAUUAUACAUCAGAUGUUCGGAGAAUAGAGACUGUAGAGAACCACCUGUAGAUUAUACAUCAGAUGUUCUGAGAAUAGAGACUGUAGAUUAUACAUCAGAUGUUCGGAGAAUAGAGACUGUAGAUUAUAAAUCAGAUGUUAGGAGAAUAGAGACUGUAGAUUAUACAUCAGACGUUAGGAGAAUAGAGACUGUAGAUUAUACAUCAGACGUUAGGAGAAUAGAGACUGUAGAUUAUACAUCAGAUGUUAGGAGAAUAGAGACUGUAGAUUAUAAAUCAGAUGUUCGGAGAAUAGAGACUAAAGAUAACCACCUGUAAAUUAUACAUCAGAUGUUAGGAGAAUAGAGACUGUAGAUUAUACAUCAGCUGUUAGGAGAACAGAGACUGUAGAUUAUACAUCAGCUGUUAGGAGAAUAGAGACUGUAGAUUAUACAUCAGACGUUAGGAGAAUAGAGACUGUAGAUUAUACAUCAGAUGUUAGGAGAAUAGAGACUGUAGAUUAUACAUCAGACGUUAGGAGAAUAGAGACUGUAGAUUAUACAUCAGAUGUUAGGAAAAUAGAGACUGUAGAUUAUACAUCAGAUGUUAGGAGAAUAGAGACUGUAGAUUAUACAUCAGAUGUUAGGAGAAUAGAGACUGUAGAUUAUACAUCAGAUGUUAGGAGAAUAGAGACUGUAGAUUAUACAUCAGAUGUUAGGAGAAUAGAGACUGUAGAUUAUAAAUCUGAUGUUAGGAGAAUAGAGACUGUAGAUUAUACAUCAGAUGUUCGGAGAAUAGAGACUGUAGAUUAUACAUCAGAUGUUAGGAGAAUAGAGACUGUAGAUUAUACAUCAGAUGUUCGGAGAAUAGAGACUGUAGAUUAUACAUCAGAUGUUAGGAGAAUAGAGACUGUAGAUUAUACAUCAGAUGUUCGGAGAAUAGAGACUGUUGAUUAUACAUCAGAUGUUAGGAGAAUAGAGACUGUAGAUUAUACAUCAGAUGUUCGGAGAAUAGAGACUGAAGAGAACCACCUGUAGAUUAUACAUCAGAUGUUCUGAGAAUAGAGACUGUAGAUUAUACAUCAGAUGUUCUGAGAAUAGAGACUGUAGAUUAUACAUCAGAUGUUCGGAGAAUAGAGACUGAAGAGAACCACCUGUAGAUUAUACAUCAGAUGUUAGGAGAAUAGAGCCUAGAGGUAAACACUUGUAGAUUAUAAAUCAGAUGUACAGUAUUUGUCUUUUAAUGUUUCAGGUUUGAUGAUAGGAGGACAGUGACCUGUACUUCACAGCUGGACCUCUGAGGUGCUGCUCAGGCCAGGACAUUGUAGACCAGGGCUGGGAGGUCAAUUCUAUUCCAAAUCAGAAAUGUUCCACAUUGAAAAGUAGAAAAAAGGAGAAUUGUAAUUUCAGUUGUACUUCCUGAAUUGACUGAUUUGAAAUGGAAUUAAGCCCAGCCCUGUUAUAGACACACAGCGUGAAGAGACACCAGGAGUUACUGUAUUAGGACAGGAACAGGCCCAUGUCCCUCUGCACUGUUACAUUAGUGCAGCACAGUCUGAACAGGAGUUACUGUAGUAGGACAGACACAUGCCCAUGUCCCUCUGCACUGUUACAUUAGUGCAGCACAGUCUGAACAGGAGUUACUGUAACAGGACAGGAACAUGUCCCUCUGCACUGUUACAUUAGUGCAGCACAGUCUGAACAGGAGUUACUGUAACAGGACAGACACAUGCCCAUGUCCCUCUGCACUGUUACAUUAGUGCAGCACAGUCUGAACAGGAGUUACUGUAGCAGGACAGACACAUGCCCAUGUCCCUCUGCACUGUUACAUUAGUGCAGCACAGUCUGAACAGGAGUUACUGUAGUAGGACAGGAACAUGUCCCUCUGCACUGUUACAUUAGUGCAGCACAGUCUGAACAGGAGUUACUGUAGCAGGACAGACACAUGCCCAUGUCCCUCUGCACUGACUCUAACCUGAGUGCCAGUCUGCUUGUACUAUCAUGCCAACUCCCUGUCACACUGACCCUAGCCUGAGUGCCAGUCUGUUUGUACUAUCAUGCCAACUCCCUGUCACACUGACCCUAGCCUGAGUGCCAGUCUGUUUGUACUAUCAUGCCAACUCCCUGUCACACUGACCCUAGCCUGAGUGCCAGUCUGUUUGUACUAUCAUGCCAACUCCCUGUCACACUGAUCCUAGCCUGAGUGCCAGUCUGCUUGUACUAUCAUGCCAACUCCCUGUCACGCUGACCCUAGCCUGAGUGCCAGUCUGUUUGUACUAUCAUGCCAACUCCCUGUCACACUGACCCUAGCCUGAUUGCCAGUCUGUUUGUACUAUCAUGCCAACUCCCUGUCACACUGACCCUAGCCUGAUUGCCAGUCUGUUUGUACUAUCAUGCCAACUCCCUGUCACACUGACUCUAGCCUGAGUGCCAGUCUGUUUGUACUAUCAUGCCAACUCCCUGUCACACUGACCCUAGCCUGAGUGCCAGUCUGUUUGUACUAUCAUGCCAACUCCCUGUCACACUGACCCUAGCCUGAGUGCCAGUCUGUUUGUACUAUCAUGCCAACUCCCUGUCACACUGACUCUAGCCUGAGUGCCAGUCUGUUUGUGCUAUCAUGCCAACUCCCUGUCACACUGACCCUAGCCUGAGUGCCAGUCUGUUUGUACUAUCAUGCCAACUCCCUGUCACACUGACUCUAGCCUGAGUGCCUGUCUGUUUGUACUAUCAUGCCAACUCCCUGUCACACUGACCCUAGCCUGAGUGCCAGUCUGUUUGUACUAUCAUGCCAACUCCCUGUCACACUGACCCUAGCCUGAGUGCCAGUUUGUUUGUGCUAUCAUGCCAACUCCCUGUCACACUGAUCCUAGCCUGAGUGCCAGUCUGUUUGUACUAUCAUGCCAACUCCCUGUCACAUUGACCCUAGCCUGAGUGCCAGUCUGUUUGUACUAUCAUGCCAACUCCCUGUCACACUGACCCUAGCCUGAGUACCAGUCUGUUUGUACUAUCAUGCCAACUCCCUGUCACACUGACCCUAGCCUGAGUACCAGUCUGUUUGUACUAUCAUGCCAACUCCCUGUCACACUGACCCUAGCCUGAGUGCCUGUCUGUUUGUACUAUCAUGCCAACUCCCUGUCACACUGACCCUAGCCUGAGUACCAGUCUGUUUGUACUAUCAUGCCAACUCCCUGUCACACUGACCCUAGCCUGAGUGCCUGUCUGUUUGUACUAUCAUGCCAACUCCCUGUCACACUGACCCUAGCCUGAGUACCAGUCUGUUUGUACUAUCAUGCCAACUCCCUGUCACACUGACCCUAGCCUGAGUGCCAGUCUGUUUGUACUAUCAUGCCAACUCCCUGUCACACUGACUCUAGCCUGAGUGCCUGUCUGUUUGUACUAUCAUGCCAACUCCCUGUCACACUGACCCUAGCCUGAGUGCCAGUCUGUUUGUACUAUCAUGCCAACUCCCUGUCACACUGACCCUAGCCUGAGUGCCAGUUUGUUUGUGCUAUCAUGCCAACUCCCUGUCACACUGAUCCUAGCCUGAGUGCCAGUCUGUUUGUACUAUCAUGCCAACUCCCUGUCACACUGACCCUAGCCUGAGUACCAGUCUGUUUGUACUAUCAUGCCAACUCCCUGUCACACUGACCCUAGCCUGAGUGCCAGUCUGUUUGUACUAUCAUGCCAACUCCCUGUCACACUGACCCUAGCCUGAGUACCAGUCUGUUUGUACUAUCAUGCCAACUCCCUGUCACACUGAUCCUAGCCUGAGUACCAGUCUGUUUGUACUAUCAUGCCAACUCCCUGUCACACUGAUCCUAGCCUGAGUACCAGUCUGUUUGUACUAUCAUGCCAACUCCCUGUCACACUGACCCUAGCCUGAGUACCAGUCUGUUUGUACUAUCAUGCCAACUCCCUGUCACACUGAUCCUAGCCUGAGUACCAGUCUGUUUGUACUAUCAUGCCAACUCCCUGUCACACUGAUCCUAGCCUGAGUACCAGUCUGUUUGUACUAUCAUGCCAACUCCCUGUCACACUGACCCUAGCCUGAGUGCCAGUCUGUUUGUACUAUCAUGCCAACUCCCUGUCACACUGACCCUAGCCUGAGUACCAGUCUGUUUGUACUAUCAUGCCAACUCCCUGUCACACUGAUCCUAGCCUGAGUACCAGUCUGUUUAACGGCGUUCCUCUUCCUCUUCAUCCGAAGAGGAGGAGCAGGGAUUGAACCAAAAUGCAGCAUCGUGAUAUGACAUGAUUUAUUAAAGUAAAGACGAAAAAACACGAAAACACUUUAACAAACUACAAAACAACAAACGACGUAGACGCACCUGAACAUAAGAACUUACAUGACACGAAGAACGCAUGAAACAGGAACAGACUACAUAAACCGAACGAACGAACAAACAAACCGAAACAGUCCCGUGUGGCGUAACAUACACAGACACUGACACAGGAGACAACCACCCACAAACAAACAAUGUGACACCACCUACCUUAAUAUGAUUCUCAAUCAGAGGAGAUGAAAACCACCUGCCUCUAAUUGAGAACCA